Molecule: messenger RNA, 5840 nt
Organism: Callorhinchus milii (elephant shark)
Lineage: Eukaryota; Metazoa; Chordata; Chondrichthyes; Chimaeriformes; Callorhinchidae
Gene: pcdh17
Product: protocadherin 17
Exons: 5
Coding region: 316-3864 (1182 amino acids)
Biological process (GO): homophilic cell-cell adhesion
Cellular component (GO): plasma membrane
Molecular function (GO): calcium ion binding
Source: RefSeq, a predicted model, not a curated record
GGGGGGGGGGGAAGCUGGAAAUCGCAUUCCAGGAUAUAAUAAUAUAAUACCACAGAAGCCCCAUCUCAAAGCCCUCUGCCGUAUAAAAGAGAUCCGUAGGUGGUUAAGGGAAUAAAGUGUCGGUCACGAUUGUCUAAGGAAUUAUAAUGCAAGAUGGUGACAAGGGACGUUUUUCUUGGCGUCAAAGUCUCUUUUUGAAAUGCUAGUUGUGAGACGCAGCCAUACUUGUAAGCGGCUACACGCUCAUCUGUUGUCUGAGCUGUAAAUCAACAGGUUAAAAAAAAAAUAAGAGAAAUAGGAAACCAAGUGCUGGGAAUGUACCUACAUAUCUUCAUGUUCCUCCUACUCUGGACUCGAGCUCUGACCUUGAAGAAUCUGAAAUACACGAUCCUGGAAGAGCAAGGACCGGGCACUGUGAUCGGGAACAUCGCGAAAGAUGCUCGUCUGGGCACGAGUUCAGAUCAAAGGAAACCUAACUUUCGGGUGUUGGAGAAUUCAGCCCCUCAUUUGUUGGACGUGGAUCCUGAAAGUGGGUUACUGUACACCAAGCAGCGCAUCGACCGGGAGACGGUGUGCAAACGGAUUCCCAAGUGUGUGGUCUCGCUGGAAGUCUUUGCCAACGACAAGGAGCUGUGUAUGAUUAAAGUGGAGAUCCUGGACAUCAACGAUAAUGCGCCAAGUUUUUCCUCCGAGCAGAUCGAUAUCGAGAUCUCGGAGAACGCGGCUCCGGGGACGCGCAUCCCUCUGACCAGCGCUUACGAUCCCGACACCGGCGAAUUCGGUCUGAAAACCUACACGAUCAGCACCCCCAACCACCUGUUCGGGCUCGACGUGAAAUCCCGGGGGGACGGCACCAAAUUCCCGGAGCUGAUCAUCCAGAGACCGCUGGACCGGGAAGAUCAGCCCCGACACGUCCUGGUGGUGACGGCUCUGGACGGAGGUGAACCUCCCAAAUCGGGGACCAUGCAGAUCAGUGUCAAGGUGGUGGACUCCAAUGACAACAGCCCCUCGUUCGAAGAGCCCACCUUCACGGUGGAGGUCGUGGAAAACACCCCCGCGGGCACCUUCCUGAUCGACGUGAACGCCACCGAUCCGGACGAAGGCACCAACGGGGAGGUGAUCUAUUCCUUCAGCCCUUACGUGACCGACCGGAUCCGGGAGCUGUUCUCCAUCGACCGGAGGACGGGGGUCAUCACACUCCAGGACAACAUCGACUACGAGGAGAGCAGCAUUUACGACAUCGACGUGCAAGCCCGGGACCUGGGUCCCAACUCCAUCCCCGCCCACUGCAAAGUGUCGGUCAGGGUGAUGGACGCCAACGACAACUCGCCGGCCAUCAGUUUCGUGUCGGUGCACCAGGGCGCGGUGAGCGAGACGGCCCCCGCCGGCACGGUCAUCGCCCUGGUCAAAGUCACCGACCGGGACUUCGGCAGGAACGGGCAGCUGCAGUGCCGGGUGGUGGGCAACGUGCCCUUCAAGCUCGAGGAGAACUACGACAAUUUCUUCACGGUGGUGACCGACAGACCGCUGGACCGCGAGGCGACGGACGAGUACAACCUGACCAUCGUGGCCAGGGACAACGGCUCCCCGCCGCUCAACGCCACCAGGUCCUUCACGGUGAAGGUGGCCGACGAGAACGACAACCCGCCCCGCUUCACCAAACCCGUGUACGUGCUGCAGGUGCCCGAGAACAACAUCCCCGGGGAGUACCUGGGCUCGGUGUUGGCUCACGACCCCGACCUGGGGCAGAACGGCAGCGUGUCCUACUCCAUCCUGCCCUCGCACGUGGGCGACGUGUCCAUCUACACGUACGUGUCGGUCAACCCGGCCAACGGGGCCAUCUACGCGCUGAGAUCCUUCAACUACGAGCAAACCAAGUCCUUCGAGUUCAAGGUGUUGGCCAAAGACGCGGGGUCGCCUCACCUGGAGAGCAACUCCACCGUCAGGGUCACGGUGCUGGACGUCAACGAUAACGCGCCGGUCAUCGUCCUCCCGCUCCUGCUCAACGACACGGCCGAGAUCCACGUCCCCCGCAACGCCGGGGUGGGCUACACCGUGGCCACCGUCAGGGCUGUGGACAACGACUACGGGGAGAGCGGGCGCCUGUCGUACGAGAUCGCGGAGGGCAACGACCAGCACCUGUUCGAGAUGGACCCGGUGACCGGGGAGGUCAGGACCACCCACCCCUUCUGGGAGGAGAUGUCGCCCACCUCGGAGCUGGUGGUCAAAGUGUCCGACCACGGGAAGCCUUCGCUCUCCGCCGUGGCCAGGCUGGUCAUCAUCACCUACACGGGAGCCGCCCCCAAGGACCAGCACCGGGUCAACAAGGAGCACCACCACCACUGGGACAUGUCCCUGCCCUUGAUCGUCACCCUCAGCUCCAUCUCGGCCAUCCUCCUGACGGCCAUGGUCACCAUCGCCGUCAAGUGCAAGCGGGAGAACAAGGAGAUCAGGACCUACAACUGCAGGAUCGCCGAGUACUCGCACCCCCACCUGGGCAAGAGCAGCAAGAAGAAGAAGAUCAGCAAGAACGACAUCAUGCUGGUGCAGAGCGAGGUGGAGGAGAGGGAUGUGAUGAACGUGGUGAGCAGCCCCUCCCUGGCAUCUUCCCCGGUUUAUUUCGAUUACCAGACUCGCCUGCCGCUCAGCUCCCCCCGCUCAGAGGUUAUGUACUUGAAACCCACCUCCAACAACCUCACCGUCCCCCAGGGCCAUGCGGUCUGUCACACUUUCUCUGGGCAGGGGGCAAACCCCACCGAGGCUCCGGCCACCAGAAUGUCGCUAAUUCAGACAGACAAUUUUCCCGCAGAGCCCAAUUACAUGGGCAGCAGGCAGCAGUUUGUUCAAAGUAAUUCCACAUUCAAAGAUCCAGAGAGGGUGAGUUUGAGGGACAGUGGACAUGGAGAUAGUGACCAGGCUGACAGCGAUCAAGACACUAAUAAAGGCUCCUGCUGUGACAUGUCUGCCAAGGAGGCACUCAAGAUAAAAUCUACGACAACCAAACCCCAAGUACCCGAACAAGGAGCCAACUUAAAUCCUGCACAAGGGGAGGCCUGGGAUCAGGUUGGUCUUAGGAGGCACAUGGCCUGGAGAGACCAGAAGGAGAGAAAAAUGGGAAAAUUAGAGGGUAACCUGCCACUCCAAGGGUUAUCCCUGAUACGUGAAAAGCCAGAGAAGGAGGAUUGCGUCAAUUGCACAGAUGAGUGCCGAGUCUUAGGUCAUUCAGACAAAUGCUGGAUGCCUCAAUUCCCUGUUUCCACCCAGGCUGAAUGUUCGGACUAUCGCAGGAAUCUUUUUGUACCAGUAGUAGAUGCCACAGUUGAAUCUGAAACUCAUGAGAACACAACCCCCAUUGGGAAAAAAACUUUCUGUACUUUUGGAAAGGACAAACGAGAGCACACCAUUCUCAUUGCGAAUGUAAAACCCUAUUUAAAAGCGAAACGUGCUCUAAGUCCUCUUUUGCAAGAGGUCUCUUCAGGUGCGAGUAGCCCCGACAAGGUAUCUGUGGCAAGUAGUAACAGCUCAACAAAAAGAGCAAUUGAUGGGCUUGAGAUGAAGCAAAGAAUGGCCAAAACAUCAGCAGAAACAACCAACCAGUAUUUAACAUCUGACGCCCACUACCCAUCAUCUGAUAAACAGCGUGACAGUCACUUCAUUUCUCCUGAAGCAGUGGCUACCGUCUUUGCUGAUGUUCACUCCAGAGGUGGCCGGGAUUUGAAUGAGGUGGACACAGUCCUGGACCACUUUGAUCCCUCUAACCGAGACCUAGGACGGGAGGCAGUGGAUGCCGAACAGGUGGUUCGAGAAAUUGAUAAGCUUUUACAAGAUUGUCGAGGAAGUGACCCUUCAACUGUGAGGAAGUGAUACUGCACUUGUAGUGACAGUUAACUACCUUUCUUCUAAAGGAAGAUAUACUUAAAUGUUUUGUGGCAGCAUUUUUUUCAGAUGAUGAAAGACCAGUAGCACAGUACAAGGAAAGAAGAUGCUGGUUAAUGUCUCUAAGCUAGAAUUCAAAGUGCCCACGCGUGCACUUUUCAUCAUUCUUUGUGUCCCACAAAACAAACCACUGGCACAUUCACUGGAAUUAUAUGAAAAGCUGAUACGUUUCACUCAUGGUUUGAGUUUCGACAAUCUGAUAGAUGCCCUUCCCCAGGUUAAAGAAUGGAAAGUCUAGGUUUGGCAAGUUAACCAGUCCGAUCAAUGCUACAUUGAAUGAUAUCAUUGUGAACAGAGUAUUUAACACAUAUCAGCAAAGGGCAGUGAUGUUAGAACAAAAACCAGGUAUCGGCUUUCCAGAAAACAUAGCAAGCCUUUAAUUCAGAAUAUAGUGUUAUUAUCAACUGAAAUAGAUGUCUUUAUGAAUUAGAUUUAUCUACAGUGAACAGUGCACCCAUUGGUUGUCCAUAUCACAAAAUAUUUAAUUAUGGAUACGUACAGAAGGGUUAUUCUCUAAAAUGUACUACCAAAGAGUGACAUUUUAGUGUCCACGUGUUUAAUUCCUCUUCAGCAUUUAAAGUAUCAAAGCAUCAUCACCAUAGUAUUGUCAAAUGAUGAGAAAUCUGUUGUGUCCCAGAUUAAGAAAUAUUGUUUGAUAUUUGUAGCUGUUUGUUGGAUUAAAGAUGGACACUAAAAUGGCUCAUUAGGGGGAAAGCCCAUGAAGUACUAGAAAACAAAACAUGUUGAUGUGCAAAUGUAAGAAUCAUAAAGUGUUUACACUGAAUCUAGCUUUUUAAUUGAUUUAUUGCAAUAUCAGUGCAUAUGAGCCAAACUUGUUAAUUGUACUAAAAGCUAUAUUGUGUAUUUUAUUAAAUUAAUAUAUAGUUGUGUUGCAAAAUAUUUGGGCUUAUAUUGUAUUUGGCAAAUGUUGCCUUAGUAGCUGUCGAACUCUAUGAGUUUAAUUUCACUAUUUCCCCCCAUUUUUCCCGUUGGAAUGUGGGAAGCAGUGUACACAAGCAGAUUUUGUUUAACAAGCUGAUAAUGUAUGCUUUAAAGUAACCCUUCAAGUAUAUUCAACCAUCGAAGUAUGGUGGCUCAAUUAGAAAUGUGUAUUUGUCAGUAAUAUCUUGAAAGUGUCUCCAUAUUUUGAAAUGUUUCUAUAUUGCUGAGUUUUUAUGUGUGCACUGCAAUUUUGAUGAUAUGAGUGAUGUCAGGUUAACCCAUCUUGAUAGCCAAAAUGAAACGUAACCCUUGUUUAAUAAUUAUCCACGUAGGUAAUGGGGGGAGGUGGACAUGACAAGCAGCUUGAGCUAAUAGCUCAAGAGCAACUUAAUUUAGUCACUCAGCUGCCCAUUUUCUGUGAAGAGCUUUCCAUUAAGUGCACAUCAGCUUGAUAAAGACGUAACCUCAAGAUUUUAAUUAAUGACGAAACAGAAAGUAAGUAAAGUUGAAUAACAAUGAGGUAUUUGCAUAGGAUCAUUAAACUGAACUUCCAAGCUAUUUGUUUUCUAAUUUGAGUAGAAGUCACUAAGGUCAACAACUAGCCCUGAUAGUCAACAUAAUGUACACCCACUCAUUAUUGCCUAAUUAUAUGUGUUUGACAUCAAACAACAUUAAUCAGUGGAGUGUUCGGGAGGGAUUUGUUUUGCUAUCAAGGUUUGUUGACUUGAAAUGGAAUUGAGUGAAACUUGAUUGAGUUCCUGACUUCCCCAGCUCUACCCCACCUCUCCCCUCCUUCCAACCCCCCCCUGUCCAUGGGUUGAUGCUCUGCAUUGAUCAGUCUUUGUCACCCCAUAGGGCUCAGAGCUACACUGGGCAAUUGGUGAGAACAGCAUAUGUUGUAUGGAAUAACUCAACUGCUAUUGUUAAAUGGCUGUGUUCAAUGUGAUCUAUCUGGAAAAUGA